Molecule: messenger RNA, 1321 nt
Organism: Python bivittatus (Burmese python)
Lineage: Eukaryota; Metazoa; Chordata; Lepidosauria; Squamata; Pythonidae
Source: RefSeq, a predicted model, not a curated record
GAUCCGAAAGUGAUAGAGUAGAGAGCGAUUGCACUGGGAGGAUCAGUAAUUCAAAAGGAAGAGAGAGGAGAAGAAGUAAGGUGGACAAGAAGGACACUCUAAGAAAAUAAGAUGGCUACUGUGAUUGGUGGCAUUUCCCGGCUCUUUCAGCCGACAAUUGGAAUACUCGCAGCGGAGAAGAUAUGCCGGGGCACAAACCCAUUUUACUUCCUUAUUGGCCUUCGCAUGGUGACUCUCUUUUUUGCUUAUGGGCCUUGGGACAGCCUCAAGAAUGACCUGAUUUGCCGUUGGCCCUCCGACCUUGGGGACGCAAAGACGUUCUGUUCAGGCCUCUGCUAUAACCAGCGCUUCCCUGUCCCCAUUUCGGGCUUCUGGGUUUUCCACUUCAUUGCCAUCAUAUUCACCAUAGCCCUCCUGAAGUUUGUUUAUGUUACAAAGAAAAGCCCCACAGCCAAGGACCCCGAAGCUGCCACAGAAUCCAAGCCCGCCACGGGGGCCAAAGUGGCCGAGGACGAGCCUCACUUUGGGGGCUGGAGAUACGGCAUCUACAUGUUCUGCCUCGCCUUCGUUCUGGCAAUAGACGUAGCCUUCAUCUGGACACUUCUGGGCCUUCAGUUACCCAUCAUAAGCCUAGGGGUCACAACUUGCUACCCUAACAACCCAGCCUGUCCCUCCUCAGCCCAAUGCGUCGUUACGGGCCUCAGAGACAAGCAGGCCAUCCUCUGGGUGUUGGCCUUCUGCUCAGCAGCCAACGUCGCCGUCUCUAUCGGCUACUUGUCCACACACUGCUGUCAGGCCUGUGGUUUUUGCACAGGCUCCGAGAAGGCAAGGCCAGGCUCUCAAGGCUAUGGGGGCAGUGAGGCGGGGGAAUAUGGCUGCUGUUACCAUGGCCCUGGGUGCCACGGCAACUGUGGCGGAUGGACAGAGGUGCCCGGCGACCGUGGGAAAGCCCAGGCAGGGGCGGCAAGGUGUGGGUGCCAGCCAGAGGGAGUCAGCUGCUGCUGUCGCCAAGGCAACGAUGGAAGCGGGGGUGUGGCCUGUGGUUGCCAGAACAACCGGCUUUGUCCCUGUUUCAUCCAGGGAAGCAAAACCAGGCUGUCCUCCCUGACAAGCAGGGAGGAUUCGGAGGGGACGCUCUUAAGAGGAGACACAGAAAUACAGGGGGAAAGGAAAAAGUGGGGAGCGGCAGAGAAGUGGAUCCAAAUGAGGGAGUCCCUCAGGACUGAAGCCCAGAGGGGCCAAGGCAGCUCAAGAGGAGGCACGGCAGUAAAAAACACGGCCAAAUAUCACUCCUGGAAAAACCGGAGGGUGUAGCAUGUAG